UUUCAACUGUGAGCAAUCGUACGCAGAAACGUCAAUUGCGUAUGAUUUGUGUAUUCUCAAGAUCCUCACGUCGUUCUCUCUUUCUCGCUCGCUCGUUCUCAUUCACACUCUCUCAACACACAUUCGCGACCAUACAAACGUUGUUUUCGUUGUUUUUCAUGUGAGCUCAAUGCGAAUGUGUGCGUUUUUCAUUGCAUCGAAAUGUCAUUUUAUCACAGUGUUAUUUCGUCUUAGUUUAAUGUUCGUGUGUUUCAACAGCCAGUCCAAAUAUUAAUAUGGAGUGAAAUAAAUAUUCCUCUUCAAUUUGUUAUUUUAGUUAAUAUUCCAUUUUCCCUCGGGCUACAUUUUGUGCAUCGAUGUGUUGUUGACAAAAACAAAACAGAUUGAUUUAAUGUGGUAAAUGGUGAAAGAAAUUGGAUCUAUGUUCGAUUCGAUUGGGAUCUAGCACUUGUUUUUUUUGUGUCGCAACUGAGAAAGAGACGAAAAAUAACAGAGUAGCGACUGGCGACCAUUGCAUUAUUUGCUUGGGACAAAAUAGUGAGACAAGCCUUUAUUGGAAAGAAGUGCUGUCGUUUUUUUUUGAAUCAACGCGAAUUUGCUUAAUCGAAUCCGGCACAAACCAAAGGUUCGUUCAAUGAGUCAAUAUUUGCUUGAUUUUAAAUGAGUUUUUCGUUCGAUAAAAAAAAAAACAACCACAUACACAGCACUCGACUCUCGAUCCGCUCAUGCAAUUUAUGGUGCGUCAUGACAUGAUUUUUUUUUGUUCGUUCUCGUUCAAUUGAAACUCAGCGUAUAUACUACAUGUUCAUUGUGCUGUUCGUGUGAAAUAUUCACAGAGAAAUUUGUUUUGUGUGAGCGAGCCAACAAAUCACAUUUAAUUGUUGAAACACACUGCAUACACAUAAAAUCUGAUGUAAGAAUUUGGCUUCGGUGAACGUGAACGAAAAGAGAACCAACGAAUUAACAAACAGUUUUUUUUUUAUAAAAUGCACGUCAUAAGUAAUUAUUAUGAAAUAUUACGAAUCGAUAAAAAUUACAAGACAAAUUACACACAUUACUAUUGUAUGUGUGACAGUUUGUGUUCUGUAGAUUUUUUUGGAAAUUUUAUGCAUACUUAUAGUUCGCUAGGUGUCGAAUUCACAACGAAUAGUUUGUAAGAAUUAUGGAUUCUAUAUACGUUUGAGAAGAGCAAACCCAAUUACAUUGCAUCAACAUUAAUAAUAACAAUCCCAAUAGAUUGACGAUGUAACAUGGCUGCACGAACAUUCGAUUCGGCAUUCCGUUCGGAAGAAUAGGAGUGCUUUGAAUCGAUGUAGGUGAAGCCAAACAAAUUACUCUUUUCUCAUUCAACCAUUAACCGAUUGAACGGCGGUUUUUUCUCUGCUUGUUCUCUUGCUCAUCGAGUUCGUCUUUUGUUUCACGUAAUUGCUCGAAAGAAUAGUUCAGUGUGAGAGAAUCUUGCUGAGUGUCUCGAUCAAGUCCAACAAAUUUAUUUCCUACUUCACAAUACACACACAAUCAUAUGAAUAUUCCAGUUAAAGUUUGACUUGACAUCGGUUCAUCAACUUCUUCUAAUGACUCAUGAAUUAGUGGGUCUUCGCCGCUUUCAUAUUUGAUACGUAGUGAAGGAGAAAAACAGAGAAAAAAAAACGUGAAGAAUUACACACAUUGUAGAAUGAGACGCUGCUGACAACCAAACCAUUUCUACUAUAUUCGGUUUUAAAUAAUGUCUAGAGGAUUUUCGAAUACGGGCAAUGGUUCAGGUUUUCGAGGUUUACGUGACUACGGCGCAACCAGCAGUUCAACCAGCGGUAUGCUACCGGGUCCAUCGGGAAUGAGCGCAGCUGGAACCGACGUAACAUUCGCCGGCUUCAGCCCGACUGAAUUUAUGUCGUUGAGCGAAAGUAUCGCACAGAACAUAGCAUCGGUGAAAUCGAGUUGGCAAAGUUUGGAGAAAAUUCUGAAAUUGAUCGGCGGAAAAAAAGAUACAGUCGCUCUGCGAGAUAAAGCGCAUCAAAUUCAGUCAUCGGCAAAUGAAAAAGUUUUAGCAACAAAAAAGGAUCUACAGAGACUAACGGUGGUUGUGCGUCAUGGUGACAAACAGCAGAAACUACAAGUGGAACGAUUAACGUCCGAUUUCCAAAAAGUCGUCGAAAUCUAUUCGGCAUGUCAACAGCAAAUUGCGGCCAAAUUGAAGGGAAUCAUAUUGAUAAAUGCCUCACAGCAGGAAGACCUCAAUAAUGAUUCAAACAAUACUGGCACAGACACCGACUAUCUAUUCCAUCAAAAGCAGAAGCAAAUGCAACAGUCUCUACAGUUUGAACAGAGUAUGCUUAAGGAUCGUGAACAACGCGUCCGUCAAAUUGAGGAGGAUGUACUCGAUGUCAAUCAAAUUAUGCGUGAGCUCAACACAUUGAUAAAUCAACAAGGUGAAACUAUCGAUACCAUCGAAAACAGUAUUGAUAAUGUGGGCAAUGAUGUUGAAGCGGGUCGAUCGGAAUUGGUUAAAGCGGCUGAAUAUCAAGCGAAAUAUCGUCGAAAAGUUAUUAUUCUAUUACUUAUUGCUGUGAUAAUUGGUCUUAUAGUCACGGGUUUAGUUGUUUCACAACUAAAGUAAUAAAACCGUUUGCAAAAUAUGUUUCAGUUCCAACAAUUUACUUUUUUUCUGUAAAGAAUAUUAUUUCACACACACACACACACACACACACAAAUAAGAACACAAAUAACACGAAGAAUAAAAGACAAGUGGAGAAUUGUUUUUGUGCGAAAACUCCUUGAAACAAAGCGUUUAUUCGUCAAUGCAACGAAUAUUCCCAAUUCGUUGAGCUGAUGAGAAAUGAGAACACUUUUUGUUGAAAUUUCUUAAAUUGCUCUGAAUCUGCCCACAGUGAGGACAAACAAUAAUUUGCUAUUAAUUAUCCUUUUUAUGGAAAAUCACACAAAAUUAAUCGUAACUACAACAAAAACAAAUUCUAUAUUUAUAUUUAAUGAUAUUGAAGUAUGAGCAUUAAGCAUACUGCCAAGUAUGACAUUUGUAUUGGUAUGAUUUUAACCAUUGGCAUAUAAACCAAACAAAUUAUAAUAAACUUUUUAUUCGAUCAAUCGAA
This is a messenger RNA of Sitodiplosis mosellana (orange wheat blossom midge), 3107 nucleotides long. It is a transcript of the gene Syx13, whose product is annotated as syntaxin-12. Lineage: Eukaryota; Metazoa; Arthropoda; Insecta; Diptera; Cecidomyiidae. Gene Ontology annotation, cellular component: SNARE complex; endomembrane system; membrane. Gene Ontology annotation, biological process: intracellular protein transport; vesicle fusion; vesicle-mediated transport. The coding region runs from base 1727 to 2617 and encodes 296 amino acids. The transcript is spliced from 5 exons. The record is from RefSeq and is a predicted model, not a curated record. Gene Ontology annotation, molecular function: SNAP receptor activity; SNARE binding.